AUGUCAAACCCCAAACAGACCAAUGCCCGAGCAUCUGGCUUUGGUAGUGUCUUCAAAUCCAUUACCAGGUCGCUCAAGCCUACCCUGGGUAAUGUUCCUGUGGUUAUCAACGCCAAAGUGGUCGGUGGUGGUGCUGAUAUGCAAAAGCUCCUACUGCAACUUCAAACUGGAAGCGCUUCUACAAGGGCGCAGGUUGCCUCACAAAUCACAGAAGCACUAGAAAAGUACUACUUAUCAUCAAUUCCUGAGGUCUGGUACCUCGCGAGAGAUCUAUGCGAUUCUCAACACCCAGGUGGUGUUAGAAGAUCGGCAUUGAAACUUCUCGUCAAAUGCAUACAACAGGACGAGGAUGCUGUGAGUAACAGACUCAAGUUUUACUCUGAUAUUGUUGAAUUCUGCAAAGUUUCCGAGUCACAAGUCGAUAACGAGUUUGACUUGUUCUUGAGUGCUCUCAAGGCUCUCACUAAUGAUGGAAGAGAUAUCCACGACCUUUACAUUUAUGAUCAGAAUGGAAGUUUCUCUGAUUUCCUAUUUCGCUGCUUCAAAGCUUUGGCAGGCCAGGCAAAGAAGUACUCAGAUGGGCCGGACCCUUCUAAAGAGGAUCGAACGUUCCAUAACCUUAUUGAUCUCACCAGCUAUAUCACCAAUUGCGUCCAGUUCAAUUACGCAUUAACAGAAGAUCAAUCCUUCAGCUCAAUUGUGAACGACGCAUUGGCAGACCUUUUCAUGACUCAUCCAUCAGCUGUGAGUGACAAUGCUGCUUCCUUUGCAAUCGAAUACUUCAAGGAUGAGAGGCUCUGCCUGGUGUUCAAUUCGCUGUGGAAAGGUAAUUGUCAAAGACUUCUCAACGCUCACUUCUACGCCAGCGGUGCAUCUUCGGAAAGCAAAAAGAAUGUAUUAAUCACAAUCAAAGAAGCUCAUGAAUCAUCGUUAAACUUGGUUGACGAUGCGAGCAUCGGCCGCAUCAUUUUAGAUGUCCUUGAAUGUUCUUUUCAAGAAAAAGAUCCGGUCACGAUUGAGUAUCUCUACGGUGACUUCUUGCAUGACUUCAUUCCCGAUGAUGCGGUCGAAACAUAUAACUUCAUGAUACGGUUUCUUCGCUUUUGCAUUGAUCAAGCACAUAUAUCUGCGCUGAUUGCUUUGCUUCGAAGUUUAGUCAGAAUAAGAGUAUCAAGCAGAGGACGUGUUUACUUCACAGAUGUUACCGAUAUGGGUGGAUUAGCGAGCGCUUUCAAAAGAGCUUCUGCUGACCCCAACUUUGAUGGAAGUAAGAGCAUAUUGUGGGAAUAUCCAGAGAGCCUCACAUAUAUUCCUGAGGGCUAUCUCGACAGACCGACCAAGAUAAUACUUCUGCAACUGGUUUCAUUACCAGAGACGAAAGGAUCCGAGAAUCAAGCCAAAUUAGAUAUUGGACACUGGGCUGAUACAGUGCGUCUUAUCAUUACAAAGUAUUAUCAUUGGGAGGUUUAUUCGUUUGUUUGGGCUCAUUACUGUUCGCAAUUGAGCAACAUGUCUCUAUUCAAGACUCAGGAAGCUCAUAUUCUUGAUCUUCAAAAAAUAGUUUGCGAUCAGCUCAUGCUCAAUUUGCCAACAUCCGAGGCGUUCCCAACUGAGCAUACUAGUGUCACCAAGUCGGACUUACAGGUGGCAUUGGUGCGUAUUCUCUCUUCAUUACUUGGUUACCAUGGGAUUUUCACGAAAGCGGAUGAAGAUCAAGUUGUCAGCUCGAUUAUAUUUGCCAUGGGCUCUUACGAGAGGACUGCAAUUCCGUGCAUCCAUAUCUUGAAUGUCUGCUGCUACGAGAUUCCUCUUUCCAUCAAGAAAUUUUUGACUGCUAUUCUCACAAAACUACAGACUGGAGUCACAAGCUCAUUUGCAAGUCCUCCAACGUUGGAAUUCAUGAUGUCCUUGAUCAACCUGCAAGCAAUUACUUCAAGUUUCACAAUUGAUGAUUACAAGAGGUUCUUCGCAAUUGCAUUCAAGUACAUUCAAUACGCCUCGAUGUUGAGAGCUCAAAUCUCGCAAGGGAAAGCUUCAACAGAGCAGGAAGAUGUCUUACAGAGACACGGAGUAGAUGCAAUAGUUGAACAGAAAGCGUCAACGCAAUUGACACCAAUCACACCUAUUAUGAACGAGUAUCUUUAUCUUAUAUCAUAUCGAUUGAUCGCUCGUUUAUUCCUUACCAUCAAUCUCAAUGACAGGCGAAAGUUGAGUCCCUUUUUGAUGAGGAACUUGGUGCUCGCCAAUCAAAUUGAUGAAACUGACAUCAAACAUGAGCCAACAAUUGCAUUGGCAGACUUCCUUAUCCGAUUCGCCUGCAGCGACAUCCCGCUCAAGGUUGUCAUCCCUCCUAAGCCGAGCCUCGAAAAGACCAAUGAUGUUACUAACAGUUGGCUUUUAGGAUCAGUUGUUAUGACAAUCACGACAAACACCAUAAACGGCGAUUCUUUGAUCACUGUGAGAAGGCCCACCAGCGUCUCCGUAUUCCGAAUUCAGUUUGAUCCUUCAAUGUUACAGACAACGACAAACCCUAAUGGAAACCAGAGAUUGGUACUCAAUUCAUAUUUUUUAUUGCAAGUGACAAACUUCUUGGAGGUCAAGGAGCAAUUAAAGCCUGUUCCUUUGCUCGAAGACGCAGCCACAGAACGUGCACUUGGAUCCCUUGAUAGAACUCCUGUCGUUUCAUUUCACAAGGCCGGCAUUGUAUAUAUAGGGCCAGGACAGACCGAUGAAACGGCAAUAUUGGGGAACACCGUUGGAUCGGCCAGCUAUCACAGAUUCCUUGACCUGCUUGGAAGGCUUAUACGCUUGAAAGAUGCAGACUCUGUCUAUGUUGGUGGCUUAGAUAAAGAGAAUGGCAGUGAUGGAGAGUAUGCUUAUGUUUGGGGUGAUACAAUUUCACAGACGGUAUUUCAUGUUACAACACUCAUGCCGAAUGUUGCAUCCGACAAGUAUCACUCAUUCAAAAAGAGGCAUAUUGGAAACAAUCAUGUGAACGUUUACUUUGAUGAAUCUGGCCACAGCUUCAAUUUCAACACCAUCAAGUCACAGUUCAACUUCCUAAAUAUUGUGAUCACGCCGCAUACGCCACUUCAGAGAGCAGGGGGUAACGUCGAGGCGGAGGUGUUCAAAGUGAAAACAUUCCGGCGCCAUGGGGUACCUGGUAUAUUUUCAACGACUCAUUUCAAAUUGAUCUCAGCGGAACAAUUACCCACGUUCAUUCGAAACUCCAUUUUGAUCUCUGACAAGUUUGCACAGGUCUGGCACAAUUGCAGCAACGGAGAAUACGUCUCAAACUGGCAAUUACGAGUGCGUCAAAUCGAAUCGAUACGCAAAAGAACUCUAGAGUUACACAAGACGAACCAGGAGCAACAGAAGAAGCAGGGCAAGGAAAAUCCACACUCGUCAGACGGCGCCGUCGGAGGGCCGAAUAUGUCAGCACCUGACGUCAUUGCCACUGACAUGACAAACUCAUUUUUGGAGCAACUACAGGGAGGCGUUACCAAUGGUAGCGGAGAGGAAUUCAACCAAGCAACCAACUCUCGCUAUGACUAUGCAACGGGUGAGGACCAUGGAGCCUAUCAACGUAUUGAGUUUGGCUCUUAUACGUAG
This is a messenger RNA of Candidozyma duobushaemuli, 3612 nucleotides long. It is a transcript of the gene TSC2, whose product is annotated as Tsc2p. The record is from RefSeq and is a predicted model, not a curated record. Gene Ontology annotation, cellular component: nucleus; cytoplasm; TSC1-TSC2 complex. Gene Ontology annotation, molecular function: GTPase activator activity. Lineage: Eukaryota; Fungi; Ascomycota; Pichiomycetes; Serinales; Metschnikowiaceae. The transcript is spliced from 3 exons. Bases 1 to 3612 code for a protein of 1203 amino acids. Gene Ontology annotation, biological process: positive regulation of GTPase activity; negative regulation of TOR signaling; regulation of small GTPase mediated signal transduction.